Molecule: messenger RNA, 804 nt
Organism: Aspergillus oryzae RIB40
Lineage: Eukaryota; Fungi; Ascomycota; Eurotiomycetes; Eurotiales; Aspergillaceae
Exons: 5
Coding region: 1-804 (267 amino acids)
Biological process (GO): phospholipid metabolic process
Molecular function (GO): phosphatidate phosphatase activity
Source: RefSeq, a predicted model, not a curated record
AUGAAUUCUCACUCAGGGUCCCGGGGAGUGAGUGGAUCUGCAGCGGUUGCCAUAUCUGGUUGGGAAGGGCUCCAUAGCGGCACCCAAUUGAGGAAAUCUCUACGGAAAUCUUAUGAUUUCAUUUGUUCCCAACGCAUCUCCACGAAAAUGGGCCAUCUUCCCUCCAAACUACCGUUCUCAAAGCGGCGGUUAAGGCCGCGCAUUGUUAUCUCAUACAUUCUUGACUAUGUGAUUCUUGUCGCAUGUAUCGCCGGCUUUUACAUCCUCGACUCUAUCGAGCCGUAUCAUCAGCAUUUCUCCUUGAACAAUAUUUCCCUUAUGUACCCUUACGCUGUCCAUGAGCGCGUGUCCAUCCCACUCGCCCUUUGUAUCUCCGGGGUGGCUCCUUUGAUUAUAAUUGCGGUCUAUACACUCUUGAUCGAUGGGCUGUUUUCUCACAACAAGCCCGUGGACCCGACUUCUGGUAAAAGGAAGCUGACAGGCCCAUACCGGUUCAAGGACCGACUGUGGGAGUUCAAUUGCGGUUUCCUUGGCCUUCUACUGUCCCAAGGCCUUGCGUUUCUCAUUACCCAGGUUCUCAAAAAUGCUUGCGGCAAACCCAGACCAGACAUCAUCGAUCGAUGCCAACCCCGACCAGGAAGUGAGGAUCCAUUCCGUGGCUUGUCGAAUUACACAAUCUGCACGGGUGAUCCGGCGAUCAUCAAGGACGGUUUUCGUUCUUGGCCUUCAGGUAUGAUCCAAUACUUCGGAACUUGGCCCUAUUUCCAGGAUGCUAAUACGGUUUACAGGACACAGCAGCUGUGA